Molecule: messenger RNA, 2201 nt
Organism: Fomitopsis serialis
Lineage: Eukaryota; Fungi; Basidiomycota; Agaricomycetes; Polyporales; Fomitopsidaceae
Product: tRNA-guanine(15) transglycosylase-like protein
Exons: 5
Coding region: 233-1939 (568 amino acids)
Molecular function (GO): pentosyltransferase activity
Source: RefSeq, a predicted model, not a curated record
GUUUGCGUAUGGGCGCUAACGUGCCACGUGCUACGAAACGCCCGGGAUGUGCCAGAACGGUGGUUCCGAAGUCGUUCAGGUUCCUGAUUGCAGCUCUCCAUUGCGCUCGUUGAGCAAGGGGUGCGUGCGUCGCUCGAUCCUGUCUGUUUAAGCUCGACACUUCUAGCACCCCAUCUUCCGAUCAUCGACAACCAUACCUUCCAAGGCAACACUCCGCGGGCUUGCCAGGACCAUGGCGACAAUGAACCUCGACCCCAAACCGCGUUCGUCUCUCAUCUUCUCCUCGUCCUCGUCAAAUGAAACCCCGCUCCCCUGCUUCCACCCCCGGGUGGGCCAGGUGUCCGUGCAGCGUCCAGAUGGAGCUGCGCCUAUUGCGAUCAAGACGCCGGGGAUGAUGACUGCGACCUCGCGCGGCGUCGUACCCCAUCUCUCGCGCGAUCACGUUCGGCUUACGAGGGCGAUCCGCUGGGUGCAUGUGCCCUUUGAAACAUUCCUCGAACAAAAUCCACCACUUCCCACCCUACAGCCAGGUUCGCAUCCGCUGCAUCGGUUUCUUGGAUUCUCGCCGGAAGACCGUGUGUUGUCCGUGUCGGCACGCGACCCAUUCGACGGAAGGGACAUGCCCGCGAACAACAAAGACUACGUCACCACAUACUGCGUACGGGGAGUGCGCAAGUUGACCGCAAACACUUGGGCGCAAUAUGGCGGUGCAUGUAAUCCGGACAUCAUCACCGCACUCUCGGAUACCCCCUUUACUCCUCAGCCGCACUCCCAGAAGCGGACAACCAAGUCUCUCGAGCGAUCCACAGCGUGGCUGGCAAAUCUCCGCUGCUCAGAUCCUAACGCGGCAGCGAACUCCCUCAGUAAUGUGGUCGUACACAUGGCAGGCGGCGCGAUCGUGCAAGCGCGGAGGGUCUUCGCAGAGAGGCUCGUGGAGGACCUCGAGGAGUCGGAGGCGGCCCAGUUGAAGCCUUACCGCCGGCUCGACGACGGCGUCGCGGGGUACGUAUUCGACCUCGUGCCCCUCCGCGCGGCUCUAUCUGCGCGGUCAAUGCCGCCUCGCGGAGCAAUCAAUACGCUCACCCCGACAUCCAGCGCCGACGCGAGCGCUGUGGACCCAGCCGCGCUGAGCGAGCUCUUCCGGGCGUCGCUGCUUCCUCUCCCGACACACAAGCCGCGCAUGGUCAACUCCGCGAGCUCUCCUCAUGAGAUGCUCCGCCUCAUUCGGGACGUCGGUGUCGAUCUCUUCGACGCGCACUGGGCCCAGCGGGCGGCGGACAUCGGCGUCGCACUCGAUUUCCGGUUUUCCAUCGUGCCGGGUCUUACUCAGCCUGUGGAUCCGGACGACACUACGUGCCCGAGGCCGAAGCUCCGUCCGAGUGGGAAGGCAGACCUGGGCCAUAAUUUGUAUAGCGGGGAGUAUGCGCACGAUCACUCGCGCCUGGCCGCGAGCUUCCUCGAUGGCAAGUCCCACGUGCAGCGAGCGGCGGAAGGGCUGCCAAACUUCAGGCCCGUCUGUCCCUGUGGUGCAUGUUCUCCCCGUAACCCCGAGACACACAUACUGCACAGCGCCGUGGACAGGAUGUCAUGGGAAACCCAGGUGGUUGCAGAAGGGCCCGAGCCGCCGUUCAUGCGGUCGUACGUGCACCACCUCCUGCACACGCACGAGAUGUCCGCGCACUCGCUGCUCGUCAUGCACAACCUCUCCGUGCUGGACGCGUUCUUCGCGGACGUGAGGGGCGUGCUCGAACGGGCGGAUGUGGAGGAGUUCGGUCGGCAUGUGGACUGGUUUCUGGACACGUACGACGAGGAGAUGCGGAUUUUUGACGAGGCGAAGGUCGAUUGGGCGAAGGUGGAGAUGGCGCGCGGGAAGGGGAGGCUUGCGAGGGAGAAGGUAAAACAGGCGGAGUCGAGUCUGGGUACGUCGGUUGACGUGUAGAAAGGUUGGCUGGCAAAUAUCAUUUGAACGAAUAUUCUGUCCGCUGAAUUAGACGGCAUAUGAUAGUAGAUGUAGUCUUCGGCGCACUGCCUAUGAUCAUAUACAAGCCCAGUGAGCGUUUGGCGAUACCAAUACAGUGUGCUCGGAAUCCCGUAGUGUGCGGCUCGAAGCGCAUAGAUCAUACACUGAAUAUUCCGAGCGACCUUUAUCGCUACUCGCGGGUUUCUCGCAACGUCCACUUCUCAAUAUAUGCCGGACAGGC